AUACGCCCGCUGUCAUCCCCCGCGUCGAGCCGGCUUCACCUUGUUUUCAUGGCGGGAGGAGGCUGCUGCUAGCGGGGCACGACCUGGAGGAGAGCAGCCGAGGAGGUGGAAGUGUGUCGGGAUAGAGGCGAGCGCCAAAACCCGGGAAGGGAGACAUUAGGUGGCACUGCAGAGGUUUUAGCCCCUCGUUUCGGGCUUCUGUGACGUCUCCCGUAGGUGCCCCUGUGCCUCUGACGCAGCACCAUGGCAGGGGCGUCGGUGAAGGUGGCGGUCCGAGUCCGCCCCUUCAACUCCAGGGAGAUCAGCCGCGAGAGCAAGUGUAUCAUUCAGAUGUCUGGAAACACCACAACCAUCAUCAACCCCAAACAGGCCAAAGACAACAAGAGCUUCAACUUUGAUUACUCCUACUGGUCUCACACUACGCCAGAGGACGUUAAUUAUGCGUCUCAGAUGCUUGUGUACAAAGACAUUGGGGAGGAGAUGCUGCUUCAUGCCUUUGAAGGAUACAACGUCUGCAUCUUUGCCUAUGGACAGACUGGAGCUGGGAAGUCCUACACCAUGAUGGGCAAACAAGAUGUCAAAGAUCAGCAAGGAAUCAUCCCACUGAUGUGUGAAGAUCUUUUCAGUAAAAUCAAUGAAAACACAGAUAACAGCCUGUCUUACUCAGUUGAGGUAAGCUACAUGGAAAUCUACUGUGAGCGUGUGCGGGACCUUUUAAACCCCAAAAACAAAGGGAAUCUUCGUGUCCGUGAGCACCCCCUGCUGGGACCGUAUGUGGAGGACCUGUCCAAACUCGCUGUCACUUCCUACAACGACAUCCAGGACCUGAUGGACUCAGGCAACAAGGCCCGAACUGUCGCGGCCACAAACAUGAAUGAAACCAGCAGCCGCUCACACGCUGUCUUCAAUAUAAUCUUCACACAGAGGCGCCACGACGCUGACACCGACAAUGUAUCUGAAAAGGUCAGCAAAAUCAGUCUGGUGGAUUUGGCCGGCAGUGAGAGAGCUGACUCAACUGGAGCAAAGGGGACAAGGCUUAAGGAAGGAGCUAAUAUCAACAAAUCUCUCACCACCUUGGGAAAAGUCAUCUCAGCAUUGGCAGAAGUGGAUUCUGGGCCAAAUAAGAAUAAAAAGAAGAAGAAAGUUGAAAGUUUUAUUCCUUACAGAGAUUCAGUCCUAACAUGGCUGCUCAGAGAAAACCUGGGUGGGAAUUCUCGAACAGCGAUGGUGGCAGCUCUGAGUCCUGCCGACAUAAACUACGAUGAAACUCUUAGCACUCUCAGGUACGCAGAUCGUGCCAAACAGAUCCGCUGUAAUGCUGUCAUCAAUGAGGAUCCAAACAACCGCCUGGUCCGAGAGCUGAAGGAGGAAGUGUCCCGCCUCAAAGACUUGCUCUAUGCUCAGGGCCUGGGCGAUAUCAUCGAGAUGACCAAUGCUAUGACCGGGAUGAGCCCCUCGCCCUCUCUCUCUGCCCUGUCCAGUCGAGCUGGGUCCAUCGCCAGCCUUCACGACCGCAUCAUGUUCAGCCCUGGCAGUGAGGAGGCCAUUGAGAGGCUAAAGGAAACAGAGAAAAUCAUUGCAGAACUCAAUGAAACCUGGGAGGAGAAACUCCGCAGAACAGAAGCCAUCAGAAUGGAGCGAGAGGCUUUGCUGGCAGAAAUGGGUGUUGCAAUGCGAGAGGAUGGUGGGACACUGGGAGUAUUUUCACCUAAAAAGACUCCACAUUUGGUGAAUUUGAAUGAAGACCCUCUGAUGUCUGAAUGCCUCCUGUACUACAUUAAAGAUGGAAUCACCAGAGUUGGGCGUGAAGAUGCCAGCAGCCGUCAGGACAUAGUUCUCAGUGGUCAUUUUAUCAAAGAGGAGCACUGCACCUUCACCAGUUCAUCAGACGCCAAUGGAGAAACUGUGAUACUGGAGCCGUGUGAAGGAGCAGAGACCUAUGUGAACGGGAAGAGAGUCACCGAACCCACUGUUCUCAAAUCAGGAAACCGCAUCAUUCUGGGUAAGAGCCAUGUUUUCCGGUUCAACCACCCGGUGCAGGCGCGGGCGGAGCGGGAAAGGACUCCCUGCGCAGAGACCCCCUCGGAGCCUGUGGACUGGGCCUUUGCUCAGAGGGAGCUGCUUGACAAACAGGGCAUCGACAUGAAACAAGAGAUGGAGCAGAGGCUGCAGGAGCUGGAGGACCAGUAUCGCAAAGAGAGGGAAGAGGCAAACAACCUACUGGAACAACAACGUCUGGAUUAUGAAAGUAAACUAGAAGCCCUUCAAAAACAAGUGGACCGUUGCUACCCAGAUGCUGUUGAGGAGGAAGAGGAGCCAGAGGAAGAAGUUCAGUGGACCGAGAGGGAGAGAGAUUUGGCCCUGUGGAGUUUCCGAAAGUGGAGAUCUUACCAGUUCACCUCUCUGCGUGACCUCUUAUGGGGCAAUGCCAUUUUCCUGAAAGAGGCCAAUGCUAUAAGUGUGGAGCUAAAAAAGAAGGUACAGUUUCAGUUUGUUCUGCUGACCGACUCUCUGUACUCUCCCCUGCCCCCGGACUUCUUGCCCCCGGAGGCAAAUAGUGACAGAGAGAAGCACCAGUUCCCCCGCACCAUUGUGGCUGUUGAGGUGCAAGACCAGAAGAACGGGGCCACACACUACUGGACCCUAGAAAAACUCAGACAAAGGCUUGAUUUGAUGCGGGACAUGUACGAUCGUGCAGCUGAAGUGCCUAACAGCUCCACUGAGGACAGUGAAAAUGUGAUGACCGGAGGCGACCCCUUUUACGACCGCUUCCCCUGGUUCAGGCUGGUCGGGAGAGCAUUUGUGUAUCUAAGUAACCUUCUGUACCCGGUUCCUUUGGUUCAUCGCGUCGCCAUUGUCAACGAGAGAGGAGAAGUCAAGGGCUUUCUGAGAGUGGCAGUGCAGGCCAUAUCAGCCGAUGAAGAGGCCCCAGACUAUGGCUCAGGAGUGAGGCAGUCCGGCACUGCUAAGAUCUCCUUUGAGGACCAGCAAUACGAGAAGUUCCAGUCUGAGUCGUGCUCUGUGGGGCUGUCCCGUAAGGGUGUGUCCCAGGAGGAGCUGCGUAUAGUGGAGGGAGAGGGGCAGAGCACAGAGAUGGGACCUUCAGCUGAUGAAGUGAACAACAACACAUGUGCGGCUGAUGCAGAUGACGACAAUCCUGUGAAGGCUGGACUGGAAGAGGCGAACUUGGAGCAUCUUCAGGUUGGAAAUCUUUUCACUUUCAGAGUCACGGUGCUCCAGGCCUCCAGCAUCUCUGCAGAGUAUGCCGACAUCUUCUGCCAAUUCAAUUUCAUCCACCGCCAUGAUGAAGCUUUUUCAACUGAACCCUUAAAGAACACAGGUCGUGGUCCACCUCUCGGCUUUUACCAUGUCCAGAAUAUUGCUGUUGAAGUCACCAAAUCGUUCGUGGACUACAUCAAGACUCAGCCAAUCGUGUUCGAGGUGUUUGGACAUUAUCAGAAGCAGCCUUUCCUCCCACUCUGCAAAGAUGUUAUGAGCCCACUCCGACCCUGCAGGAGACAGUUCCCCCGGGUCAUGCCUCUUUCUAAACCGGUCCCGGCCACAAAACUGUCUGCACUCACGCGACCGCAGGCUGGACCUUGUCACAGCAAAUACGACCUUAUGGUUUUCUUUGAGAUCUGUGAACUAGAGGCAAAUGGAGACUACAUCCCUGCAGUGGUGGAUCACAGAGGAGGGAUGCCCUGCCAUGGCACUUUCCUUCUUCACCAGGGCCUCCAGAGAAGAAUCGCUGUCACUAUAGUACAUGAAUCUACAGGGGACAUUGAAUGGAGAGAUAUCAGAGAACUUGUAGUAGGACGUCUCCGCACAACCCCAGAAUCAGACGAGACAAUCAUAGACCCCAAUAUUUUGUCCUUGAACAUUUUGUCUGCAGGAUAUGUCCGACCUUUGCCGGAAGACAGGACGUUUUAUCGCUUUGAGGCAGCGUGGGACAGCUCAAUGCACAACUCUUUGUUAUUGAACCGAGUGACUCCAAAUGGGGAGAAGAUCUACAUGACACUAUCAGCCUAUUUAGAGAUGGAGAACUGCUCUCAGCCCGCAGUCAUUACCAAAGACAUCUGUAUGGUCUUCUACUCCCGGGACACUAAGCUCUCGGCCUCACGCUCCAUCCGUAAUCUCUUUGGGACGGGCAGUCUCAGAGCAGCAGAUGGGAACCGAAUAACAGGAGUCUAUGAAGCCAGUCUUUGUAACUUGGCAGAUAUAGGAAGCCCAGGUAUGCAGAGGAGGCGGAGGCGGGUGUUGGACACCUCGGUGGCGUACGUCCGUGGAGAGGAGAACCUGGCUGGGUGGAGACCACGCAGUGACAGCCUCAUCCUGGAGCAUCAGUGGGAGCUAGAGAAACUCAGCCUCCUACAAGAUGUGGAGAAGACAAAGCACUUCCUUCUGUUACGAGAGAAGCUGGAGUCGAGUCUCGUGUCAGGACCAGACCCAGUUCAGUCCUGUUUGACCGAGGACCUGACAGAGACUCCUCAGACCUCAGAGGACCAUGAGGCUGCCCCCUGCUCUGAAAUCAUCACAGAGAGGCAGAGGGAGCUCGCAGAGAGGUGUUUACGGCUGCUCAUGCAUUCCUUCAACAGAGAGUACAGCCAUGUUUGUAUCAGCGCCAGUGAGAGCAAGAUCUCUGAGAUGUCAGUUACAACUCUCAAAGACUCCCCUUCAGUGUCCACAUUUAACACGAUCGCUCCCUCCACAACUUGCCCUUCACUGGUGGAGGGCUGCUAUGUGCCCGCUGAUCUCAGACCCCCCACGCCUCACUCUGGUGCGGUCAGUCCCAGUCCAGACUCACAUCCUGAGCCAGAGGAAAAGAAGCCCCACAGCGCCCCCUCUGACACAAAACCACGCAGCAGAAGAUUUGUUCCUGACAUCCAGGAGAUCAGAGUCAGUCCCAUAGUAUCAAAGAAGGGUUACUUGAACUUCCUGGAGCCUCACACAAACGGGUGGAUAAAGCGUUUUGUGGUGGUGCGGAGGCCUUACGUCUACAUCUACAACUCAGACAGAGACGGGGUGGAGCGAGCCAUCCUCAACCUCUCCUCUGCUCAGGUGGAGUACAGCGAGGACCAGCAAGCCAUGCUCAAGACUCCAAACACAUUCGCCGUGUGCACAGAACAUCGCGGAAUCUUGCUUCAAGCCAACAGUGAAAAGGACAUGCAUGACUGGCUCUAUGCGUUCAACCCUCUUCUCGCAGGAACUAUCAGAUCAAAACUGUCAAGAAGAAGAGUUGGACAGAUGAGGAUGUGAAACUGGAAAAUCACAAAGACUUGAUGUACAUAAAUCUGUGUCUUCUUUUUGUGCUGAGCUGCGUCCUCUUCAUCACCAACCACCUUCUUCAUCAUCAACAAACAAACAAACAAACAACUUUACUACCAUCUUUUUACUUUGUCCGCCGUAUCCUCAGCAACACCUAUCCGUAUCCGCCCUUUGCUGCGCUGUGAGUCUCGCUGUCACUGUUCCGUACUGGAGGUUAUUUAUAAAUGGACAAAUGGAAAAAAGAAAAUAUGGAAGCAGUAGCAUCUCAAAAGUCAAAAUUACUCAUGUAUGUUAAUGUGCUGUAGUCGUAAUUGUCAGUGAGCCUUUUACAUUGACUCUUCAAAUGCAGAGAUAGUUAGCUUUCACUUACAGCUGCCAUGUUAUCAAGAAAAUAAGAAAAUUCUACAGCUAAAAAAUAUUCACCGGUUUGCAUAACGCAUACAGCUUGACAAUAACUACAAGAAAAAUAAUAUUGAGGCUAUCUCUGAAGCUAUUUCUGAAUAUUUUCUAUGGUCUGUGAAUCUAAUGUAAUUUGCUUCAUAUUAAGAAAACAAAGUAAACAGUAUUGGUAUCGCACUUGAUGUCCAUGAAGGUCAAUCAUCCAACAUUAUAAAUCAAAGGGUUAAAAGAACAGAACGCCUUUGUUUAAGAGUAACUCACCCCUAUCCUCCUUUAGAAGUCUUGUUUAUUAAGAAUGGAAUAAAAAUAUGAAUAAAAUAAAAUAAAAAUGUGGCCACGUAACACUCUGGCUGCUAGAAGACAAGUAUAAAAAGCAUGUUCAAAAUACAAUCAUGUACUAAAACAAGCGCUUAUGUCCCAGCUGCCAAUCAAAGUUUUACCCCCCGUGCUUAACCUCGCUCCUACCAAAGUUUCGGCAGUGAGCUAGGGCUGAGUUACUCUUAAAGUUUUUGAUAUGUCAUCUAAAACCCAUAUCACUCAAACUUUCCUCUUCCAUGUUUUCGCUAAUCACUUAUCAAAGCUCCCCUCUUCCUCUCAUUUUCCUUUGUUUAAAAUGUGAUAUUGUUAGAUUUUUAAUAACAACUUUAGUAUUUAUUAUUUCUGCAUGUAUUUAUUUUCAAAGACAUCUAUAUUUCUAUUGUAGAACACAGUGCAAUUUCUGCACACUGCACUUUUUAAUAUGUUCUCGAGAAUGGUACCACCUCUUCCCUUCUUCUCCUACUAUACAACUUAGCCUCUAUUGUUAAUAUUGGACAGUUUCUUUUGACUGAAAAUUACUUGAAAUACAACUACUACUAAUGUUAAAAGAGAAGAAAAUAAUUGAUAGUUGAAAUGACGAGUGCCCCAAAUAAUAUAAUUUACUUUGAACUGACAGAAAACUGGUUUUAUGAAUGAUACUAAUUAAAAAGUAGUGCCUAUCUUUUACUCAUAUUGUACAUGUUAAAAUCUACAACCUUUGCUUUAAACAGCUCCCAUUUGCUGCUGCGAUGAAACUACUCUGCUAAUGAGACCACGUAUUUCUAUUUUCAACAACAUAAUCAGGUGCACAGUUAUGAAUGUGUAAUCACUAUCUGUCAUUUUUCCAUUGAUAUAAUUGAUCAUAUUUUACAUCUACGAAAUGUGAAUGACCAAAUGCGUGAAAGGAAACAUAAUAUAAUAAUUAUAUUGUUUUAUUUCAUAUUAAAUUGUGCAAUAAAUGUAUAAAUAUCCCUAAAACUUAAGUGAAAUGACGGGCGAAGUUGUUGAUUUUGAAGCAAGCCAAAGGUCAGCCAGCCUUGAGAGCAAUUUCAAAGUCAACACGUACUUCACUUUAAACAUAACUCUCGGAAUAAAAAAAUUAUUCCGUAACAUCUAAUGACAAAGUGUUUAUGCUCCAGCCUCUGUUAGGUGGUUGUGGGUUAAAUUCUGUUAUCCAUGAAUGUUGAAUUAGUAAAUCUAAAAAGCAUCUUAUGAAUAAAUGUGAGAAAGAAUGACAAUGUCAAUAUGUUUUAGCCCUGUAAUCCUUGACCCUGACUAAUUAACUUUUGAUUUUAUGCAUACUGUUUUUCUUUAUUUUGUCUCUGUCACUUCUGAACAAACCUGUCAACAAGUCAAACACUGAAUGUAAACUGUAUUUUCUAUAUUACGUUUACAAAUUUUUAAAUGUUACACUGGUUCAAAAUUGAUUGUACUUUGUUAUUAAUAUCAGGGAGUCAUAAAUAGCUCAUAAAUGGCCCACUUAGGCUUAUCUUGUACAGAUAAGAUUGUAGAGGUUACUUACCAAUCACACUUCACUCGUUUCAAUAUCAAUACACCUAUAUUCACUUAUCAUUUUCUAUGCUACCCCUCUCAAAGUUUUGUGCUUCCAUGAGUAAUCUUUUUGGCACUGUCAGAUUGUAACAUUUUGCUGUUUUUGUUUAUUUGAAAUUAUUUUGCAUUGUAUAUAAACAUGAUUGCUGUGACAUGUGUAUUAUAAAGGGACCCAUUUGCAGAUAAGGUGAAAAUGGGCUGUAGUUGUGUCUCUGAGUGUUGAGGUUUUGCGUCAGAUGUUUGUGUACA
Boleophthalmus pectinirostris (great blue-spotted mudskipper) is the source of this 7761-nucleotide messenger RNA. It is a transcript of the gene kif1aa, whose product is annotated as kinesin family member 1Aa. NCBI's taxonomy places the organism in Eukaryota, Metazoa, Chordata, Actinopteri, Gobiiformes, Gobiidae. The coding region runs from base 244 to 5256 and encodes 1670 amino acids. Gene Ontology annotation, biological process: microtubule-based movement. Gene Ontology annotation, molecular function: ATP binding; microtubule binding; microtubule motor activity. The transcript is spliced from 47 exons. The record is from RefSeq and is a predicted model, not a curated record.